AUGAACUCGUCCAUCCGAUCAACGCGUCGUACUAGCGUGCGUACCUCCCGCCGUCGAGGAUCUAGCAACGUUUCCACUACACCAUCGUCUUCUUCAUCUUCUAACGUAUCGAACGAGCCGUUAAACGCGCCCAAGAGCUCACUAGAAGUGACAUUUUGCUCCAUUCAGCGCGUAGCUAAUCGUUCAUUUUUAUUGCUGUGUACACCUUCCAAUUGGAGUCUGUACCGCCUCGAUGGCUUUAGUACAACACGUGAGAGCUGUACACCUGUACAGCUGCUACUAGACCCCAACAAAGAUGCAGCACGUCUCUCACGUGUCCGUUUCUUCCAUCUCUACACAUUACCAGCAACUUUAAAUGCUCUCGGAGCUUUGUUUGUAUCAGAAACGAGCUCCUCGUUGCUCUCAAGUGACGAGCACAAUGACGACUUUGUGUCUUCUUCUGCACUGGAAAUUAAAGACAAGGAUGAUACUGGACAUGAAGAGAUUGUCGUGCUUGCUUUAAACGAGCAGCGACUGCUGUACAAGUUACCACCUACGCCGUCUCUUGUGCUGGACGUGCAGACAAACGCCAUGACGGCUGCUGUCCUAUGUGAGACUCGAGAGCUUUUUCUCUAUGACUUGGUCUCUUUUAAACUCCAGCAGAUUAUUCACACAGCUUCUCCUGCUAUGGCUCUUGGACGGAGAUGGCUGAUGUAUCCUGGAUAUGCACCAAGUGCUGAUACGAACCAAUGCACUGGCCAAGACCAGAUAUUGUCUGGUCGAGGAGACAGCGACUCGGACUUUGAUGAUAUCCCGAUUGAAGCUCUUGUCAACAGUGGGAUGGCCGUAGAAGCUCGAGAUGCAUCUCAUAGCACGUCACCAGCCUACACAGCCAUUGAUGUAGCGCAAAAUGUGGCAUCGGGAUUGUACUAUUUGUCAAAAGUUGGACGUGCUACUAUUGCGCCGUAUAUGUCGUCCUCACCUGGCAAUCUCUCGAGCGGAACGCACAAUCAUCACACGCCGACAUCACCGUCUGAUCGUCGCAAUUGUGGUCGGUCACGAAAGUCAUCUUUUAAUGGCUCGACAGGUAGCACACAACAGCAGGUAAGGAAAAACAGCGGUGACGUAACAGCUUCCGCGUCGAAAAAACAUCCGGGAUGGGUAGUGGUGCUUAAUUUGGUUACGAAGCGCGUGCUGGCAAAUUUUCCGUGUCAUUCCACCGCGUUAGUAAACCUGUCGUUGGAUUCUUCUGGGCUCCUUCUGGCAACGAGCUCCACAAAGGGCCAAAACCUUCAUGUCUAUCGCCUGUCGCCACCGCUGCAAAGUGUAGUAAACAAGUCUGGGGCAACAGUCAAUGGGCAUGGAACACUGCACCACCAAUUGAUGUACAAGUUACAGCGUGGUAUCACCCACGCUAGUAUCCAGGAUAUUUCGUUCAGCCAGGAUGGAAAAUGGAUUAAUGUGACAUCAGCGCACGGCACCAGCCAUCUCUACGCGCUCCACCCCGAAGGAGCGCGCAUAAGUGCUGACACACAUGCAAAUACUGUGGAGAGCGCUGAUGAAUCUGACACUGAUACUCUUGGUCCUGGUUUCUGUCGACGUGAAGUAAACGAUUUUUAUGCUGACUUCCGCGCCCUUGAGACGCGGACGCAGACCCAGGUACUUCGAAUUCGUCAUGAUCUCAAGACUGUUAUCGUGUCUAGUGUACCUCCCCACAAGCCUACGGCGUCAGUUUCCUCCAAAUCACGCACAACGCGUUCAUCGUCUUCGUCAUCAUCUUCGUCAUCAUCGUCGUCUAUGUCGUCAACAUCUUCGUCAUCGUCCCCUCCCGGCGUCAUGUUUAACAGCCCAGCUACGACUGGCAGUAUGCGCAGUAGCACUAUCAUGGAAUCAGCGCUGGAUGCGUCGCAGGCAUUGCUGUCUCAACUUGCCACAUCCGCCAUAGAUUUUGGCCAUCAGCACUUUGAGAAUGACAUGGAUGUCGCUUCUCGUCGUCGUCGCCUGCGUCAGCGUUUGUGCUGCCUGUUUGCUCUUGAUGGUCUCAAGAUGUUGAUCUGCUGUGAUUCUGUUAUGAAGUUGUACGAUAUGCGGGUGACCGCACUUUCCCAACACAAGGCAGACCACGCCCGUGCAACAUUAUCUGAUCCAAGGACGAAGAAUUCCAAGUCGUCACUGUCUUCGUUUGGCUUCGAAGCCAGCGUGACUGAGCUCAAGUCGUGGGAACUUCUUGCAUUAGGGCGACGAAAAUCGGAACCUCUUUUACCUGUUGUUAAAGACGAAAACGGAUCAAGCAGCGGUAGCGCUAACGGAGAUUGUUAUGCCAAGAGUGAACUGAGAACGUUUGGCCAAAGAUCGCUACCGUUAUGGGCGCACCCAAAGGUAACUUUCAAAGCGAUCGACGAGGACCAUCCAGAAGGCCAAAUACUUGAAGUAAAGCGCAAGGGGCCAAAUUCGAAUCAAGAUCUCAGUACUAGCACCAUGUUGAUGGCUCCAGAGGGUUAUGCCAAUGGCGACGAGCAGCUGUUUGUGAUGGAGAUGGAUUCGUACUUUGGCAUUGGCGGUUCGCCAGUUUUUGAUGGCCGCGGGGAUCAUCCUGCGAUGCCGGAGAUUCUUCCACCGUUAGAUCUAGCUGCGAGUAUCAAUAUGGCCAUGGCAUCUUCGUUGUCAGAUACACCACCCAAGCCGGUUGCUGACGUGAAGAAUACGAUUUGCUUUAAACCAAUUGAUCAGAACUCAGUGAACGGUGCUGGCUUGGCUCAAAAAGGAAAGAAGAAGAAAGGAAAGGGUCGGCAGACGCUCACACCGCGGUCGUCUACAGAAACCGAUGUUGAAGUCAUCAAAGAAGGCAAUUCAACUGGAGGCCAGGCCUCAUUGCAGUUUACAAUGCAAGAUAUGUACUUUGCGAUGCCUAGUGAUGAAGGCAGCGGUUGA
This is a messenger RNA of Peronospora farinosa, 2910 nucleotides long. NCBI's taxonomy places the organism in Eukaryota, Oomycota, Peronosporomycetes, Peronosporales, Peronosporaceae. The record is from the annotation of a GenBank genome assembly.